AUGACGUCUAUCCCUUUAGCAUUAAAAGAAAAAGUUGAAACCGAAAUUGAUCGUUUAAUUAAAAGCAAUAUUUUAGUUCCUAUCGACUAUAGUGAAUGGGCAACUUCAAUAGUACCAAUAUUGAAACCAGAUGGCACGGUUAGAAUUUGUGGUGAUUUUAAAAUAACAAUAAAUCCGGUAUUAGAAGGGACUGAAUACCCUCUUCCAAAAAUAGAACAUUUAUAUGCAAAUGUUAGUGGUUCAAGAUAUUUUUCGAAAAUAGACUUAAAAGACACAUAUCAACAAAUGGUUAUUAAAGAAUCUGAUCGCAAAUAUACCACUAUUAAUACACAUAAAGGUUUAUUUAACUAUACCCGUAACCCUUUUGUAAUAAAAUCGUCGGCUGGGGAGUUCCAAAAAGCUAUGGAAACUUCCACAGCGGGUCUUGAGGGCAUUGGUAUAUUCCAAGAUGACAUUAUUGUUGCAGGUUCCACUAUCACAGAACACAACUCUCGUUUAGAAAAAUUACUAAAUGUAUUGUCAAAUGUUGGUUUAAGAGUGAAGUUGAAUAAAUGCAAAUUUAUACAAAAGUCAAUUGAAUAUUUAGGUCACAGGUUAGAUGAAAAUGGUUUACACACACUAACAAAACACACAGAUGUUAUUAAAAACGCCAUGGUCCCAGAAAAUAAAACAUUGCUAAAAUCAUUUUUAGGUUUAGUUACGUACUAUAUAAAAUUUAUUCCAAACGCUGCUAAUAUUUUAAAACCAUUGUACAUGCUUUCACGUAACGGCACUGAAUGGAAUUGGACAUCAGAAUGUGACCUAGCAUUCAACAAAGUUAAACAAAUUUUAAUCUCGAAACCCGUAUUAGCACAUUAUGAUCAUAAUAUUCCAGUUAAACUCGUAGUAGACUCAUCAUCCUAUGCACUAGGUGCAGUACUUUCACAUGUACACCCAGAUCGUACAGAAAAACCUAUAGCCUACGCAUCAAGGGUUCUAUCUAAUUCUGAGUGUAAAUUUCCACAAAUUGAAAAAGAAGCCUUGGCAAUCAUAUACGGGGUUACGAAAUUUUAUGACUAUUUAUAUGGUAGACAUUUUCUAUUAGAAACCGACCAUAAACCGUUAAUACAUAUUUUUGGUGAUAAGAAAGGUAUCCCAAUUUACGCAGCUAAUCGGUUACAACAGUGGGCCUAUGUUUUAUCAUCAUUUGAUUUCGAAAUAAAAUAUGUGAAAUCCGAAGAUAAUACAGCCGAUUUCUUAUCACGAAUGAAAAGUUCAAAAUCAAAAAUCGAAAAUCAUAAUGAAGAAUGUAUUAGUCUCAAUUUUAUUCACGAAAAAUCACCUUUCACAUUAGACUGGUCUAAAAUAAAAAUUGAAACAAGCAGAGACACGAUUCUCGCCAAAGUAUUAAAUGCAGUCAAAACAGGAGAAUGGAAUAGUGAUUUUUCUAACAUUUUAGAACUUAAGUCGUAUAAUUUACGAAAAACUCAAAUUUCAGUGGAACAGGGAUGCCUAUUGUGGGGUUACCGUGUUAUUAUACCAGCUAAAUUUCGAAAUAAUAUACUUAGCGAACUUCAUUCAUGUCAUAUGGGUUCUUCCAGUAUGAAAAGUUUAGCGAGAUCAUACUUUUGGUGGCCAGGAAUGGAUAAACAAAUCGAAAAUAUCACGCAAAAUUGCGACAAUUGUCUUAAUGUUAGACAAAAUCCACCAAAAUCUAUUAUAUCACCGUGGAAAUGGCCAGAAAAACCGUGGACUAGAGUACAUUGUGAUUUUCUUGGACCAUUUCAAAAUAAAUAUUUUUUUUUAUCAUUGUUGACGCAACCACAAAAUGAAACUAUAGCACGAUUUGGCAUUCCAAAAACAAUUACAUCAGACGGCGCAAAAUGUUUCGCAGGGUUUGAAUUUCAAGUAUUUUGCAAAAAUCUAGGCAUAAGACACAUGACAGGAACACCAUUUCACCCAGAAUCAAACGGUUGUGCGGAAUCAGCAGUCAAAACAAUAAAAAAUUUCUUUAACCCUAGAUCGCUAACCAUACGUCAAUGUGACGAACACUGA
This is a messenger RNA of Melanaphis sacchari, 2034 nucleotides long. RefSeq lists its product as uncharacterized. The transcript is spliced from 3 exons. Gene Ontology annotation, biological process: DNA integration. The record is from RefSeq and is a predicted model, not a curated record. Lineage: Eukaryota; Metazoa; Arthropoda; Insecta; Hemiptera; Aphididae. The coding region runs from base 1 to 2034 and encodes 677 amino acids. Gene Ontology annotation, molecular function: nucleic acid binding.